AAUUACCAUUGAAUCGAAUGAAGUAAAAUGUCCCAACACAACUACGACUUCAACGACAAACUGAAUUUCCUCGGAGAAUGGUUCGAUUACGACACGGCUUACCAAAAAAAAUUCAUCAUCAGCUUCUACCCUUACGACAACACAAUAGAAAUAUACGACAAAGAAGCCAGAAAAAUGUACUUAAAACGAACCAAAUCCGAUGAAAUAUGCAUGGAAGACAUGUUCGUAGGAAACACCGUCAGAAUAUAUAGCCGACAAAUCAAACUCACGGGUUACGGGGACUGUUUCACGCAAAAAUACAUCGGGAAGAUGCGCGAAAAAACUCUGGCCAUCCUAAAACCCACAGUCAUCGAUAAAUUAGGAAAAAUCAUCAAUAUUAUUCAAGAAAACAAUUUCCACAUAUCAAAAUUACGAAUGUGCCAUUUAACCACCAAAGAAGCCCUAGAUUUUUACGCCAAAAUAAAAGGAGACACCGUCUUACCUUUCAUAUUAGAAGUUAUCGUAUCCGGACCGAUCGUGGCGUUGGAAUUAGUUGGAGAAAACGCCGUACAAAGAUGGCAGGAUCUCAUGGGUCCGGAUAACCCCGUGGAAGCCAGGAAAACAUCCCCAAAUAGUCUGAGAGCUAUAUACGGUCAAGACAGUCGUCCAACGAACGGUUUCCACGGCUCUAACACCGUCGAAGACGGUAUCACCGAAUCGGAUUUCUUCUUUUCAAAUCAGGAUGUGACGCCCACUUCCAUCGUCACGUUGGAGAACAGCACGUGUUGCGUUAUCAAACCCCACGCUAUACAAGAAGGAAAACUAGGAAAUAUCAUUACUUCGAUAAUGGAAUCGCAUUUUUUAAUAACAGGUGCCGUUAUGUUAUAUUUGAGUAAAGCUAACGCUGAUGAAUUUUUGGAGGUUUAUAAAGGGGUAGUUAGCGAUUAUAACGCUUUGUUGUUGAGUUUUUUGGAUGGUCCGUGCGUGGUAUUGGGAAUAUCCGGUAAAAAUAACGAAAUGAACGUUCACGAGGAGUUUAGGAGGUUCGCUGGGCCUUCCGACGCCGAUAUAGCCAAGCAGAUUCGUCCGAAUUCGUUGAGGGCGAAAUACGGUUGCGAUAAAUAUAAAAACGCCGUACAUUGUACCGAUUUACCGGAAGAUACCGUUAUUGAACUCGAAUAUAUUUUCAAAGUACUCAAGGAUUAUUAAUUCGGGACAUUUUUUUAUAUUUAUAGAAUUUGUACACGUUUUUUUUUUCCAAUAUAUAUUUUUCUUUUU
Molecule: messenger RNA, 1257 nt
Organism: Diorhabda carinulata
Lineage: Eukaryota; Metazoa; Arthropoda; Insecta; Coleoptera; Chrysomelidae
Product: nucleoside diphosphate kinase 7
Exons: 2
Coding region: 28-1188 (386 amino acids)
Cellular component (GO): centrosome
Source: RefSeq, a predicted model, not a curated record